Calypte anna (Anna's hummingbird) is the source of this 1361-nucleotide messenger RNA. RefSeq names its product even-skipped homeobox 1 (gene EVX1). Gene Ontology annotation, cellular component: nucleus. The coding region runs from base 147 to 1361 and encodes 404 amino acids. Gene Ontology annotation, molecular function: DNA-binding transcription factor activity, RNA polymerase II-specific; RNA polymerase II cis-regulatory region sequence-specific DNA binding. The transcript has 3 exons. NCBI's taxonomy places the organism in Eukaryota, Metazoa, Chordata, Aves, Apodiformes, Trochilidae. Gene Ontology annotation, biological process: regulation of transcription by RNA polymerase II. The record is from RefSeq and is a predicted model, not a curated record.
CGCAUCACAAGGUCACCCUAUCUCACCGCUUGCUUCUCUGCAUUGGCGGGAGAGGGUUGCAGGGUUUGCACAAGGCUGGGGCGGGAGCUGGAGGGAGGGGGGGAAGAGAUCUGGAUUUUUUUCCCCCCUCCUUAAUCAGAGCCACAAUGGAAACCAGGAAGGAGAUGGUGAUGUUUCUGGAAGGGGCACAACUUGGAGCUCUAGUUGGCAAGAGGGUACCUAAUUUGUCCGAAGCAGUGGGGAGCCCCGCUCCAGAGCCGCAGGAGAAGAUGAUCCAUCGGAACUGCCUAAGCCCCAGACCUGGCCCCUUGUCGUCCCGGGAGAGAGGAGGAGGAGGAGGUGGCGGAGGAGAAGACGAAGAAGAGGUGGAGGUGCUGCCAGGGACAGGGACGGUGCCGGAGAGCCGUUCGGCAGCGGCAGCUUUGCUUUCGGCCGGACAGCAGCCCCCCGCUUCGGAGCCCCCCUCCAGCAAAGGGCAGCAGAGCAGCUCGGACACAGAGUCGGAUUUCUAUGAGGAAAUCGAGGUGAGCUGCACCCCGGACUGCGCCACGGGAAGCGCCGAGUACCAGCACAGCAAAGGGCCGUGCUCCGAGGCGCUGGCCGGCAGCCCCAGCGCCGGGGGGGAUCACCCCAAGGGCAGCGGAGGCAGCGGUGGUCCCCAGGGCUCGCUGGCCUGCAGCGCCAGCGACCAGAUGCGCCGCUACCGCACCGCCUUCACCCGCGAGCAGAUCGCCCGGUUGGAGAAGGAGUUCUACCGGGAAAAUUACGUGUCCAGGCCCCGGAGAUGUGAACUAGCGGCUGCUCUAAAUCUACCAGAAACCACCAUCAAGGUUUGGUUCCAGAACCGCAGGAUGAAGGACAAGCGGCAGCGCCUGGCCAUGACCUGGCCUCACCCGGCCGACCCUGCGUUUUAUACCUACAUGAUGAGCCACGCUGCAGCCACCGGCAAUUUGCCCUACCCGUUCCCGUCCCACCUGCCCCUGCCUUACUACUCUCACAUGGGCAUCGGAGCCACAUCGGCCUCUGCCGCCACUCCCUUCAGUACCCCCCUGAGGCCGCUGGACACCUUCAGGGUCCUCUCCCACCCCUACCCGAGACCAGAACUGCUGUGCGCCUUCAGGCAUCCCUCUCUCUACCCUGCCCCAACUCAUGGACUCAGCACCGCCGGGGGUAACCCCUGCUCCUGCUUGGCUUGCCACAGCGGCCAGUCCAAUGGGCUGGGGCAGAGACCCUCCGGGUCAGACUUUACCUGUUCGGCCACAACCAGGACUGAUUCUUUCCUCACCUUCACGCCCUCUGUGCUGAGCAAAGCCACCUCAGUUUCCAUGGACCAGCGAGAAGAAGUUCCUUUAACGAGAUAA